AUGCGAAUCAAGCAGCUCGCAGCACAAUUUGCUUUGCUGACUUGCUUAGCCGGUGUCAAUGCUACUCCAGCGACAGAGGGGUCUUCUUCUGUUGUGCCCGACUACGUGCUUAUUGAAACUAAGCAAAUGGUGGAAGUCAUGCUACAGAACGGCUCUUACCGAGAAGACAACGUCGUUGAUCGGAGCACUCUCAAGAAGCGCGCCGAUACCCAUUAUAUCAGGUUUGACAAAAACGAUCCGACGGACAGAAAACAUAUACAGCAGCUUGAGCAAGGCAAAAAAGACGCCAUCCAUCUCGCAGCCUGGAUGGCAAAUAAAUGGGACAAUGCGGUCGGUUCUGGCAUCUACGGACACUACUUCCCAACUGCAGACAAGGAUAAGGUGGUGAAAGUCUACCAAAAUAUAUAUGGAGGGAGUGUCAAUACAGGCUCUGUGAAUUUGCUCUGGGUAUUCUGGUAUACAGUCGCCGAGGUCAGCGGCCAAGAGCAAAUACAGAAAUUUGCAAUAGCGCACGCGUGUCCCCAAGCCUACGAGUUGCCCGAAAUUAAGGAUGUGUCAUGCGAGGAGCUGGAUGAGGAGGUCGGCGGUGAGAUGAUGGUUCUCGGCUCAGUUCUGCUGCACGAAUACACCCAUUUCAAGCUCAUUGGCGAGCCGGCAAUCGGACAACAUAUUACAGACGUUAAGGACAAAAAUGACAAAGCUAUCGGGUACGGAGCACUAGCCACGCGCAAACUCACCGAUGCCCAAAAAACGAUCAAUGCGGACAAUUACCACUGGCUGGCGCUUGAGUAUUACUGGACGACGACAUGUGGCAAGACGUUCGAGGAGCCUACGGAGAACAUCUGCGCUCCUGGUUCUUGUGUUAUUCAGUGA
Molecule: messenger RNA, 873 nt
Organism: Cryphonectria parasitica EP155
Lineage: Eukaryota; Fungi; Ascomycota; Sordariomycetes; Diaporthales; Cryphonectriaceae
Exons: 5
Coding region: 1-873 (290 amino acids)
Molecular function (GO): metallopeptidase activity
Source: RefSeq, a predicted model, not a curated record